This is a messenger RNA of Larimichthys crocea (large yellow croaker), 3266 nucleotides long. It is a transcript of the gene rassf7a, whose product is annotated as Ras association domain family member 7a. Gene Ontology annotation, biological process: signal transduction. The transcript is spliced from 6 exons. Bases 489 to 1835 code for a protein of 448 amino acids. NCBI's taxonomy places the organism in Eukaryota, Metazoa, Chordata, Actinopteri, Sciaenidae. The record is from RefSeq and is a predicted model, not a curated record.
GGGUAUAGACGAAGAGAGAGAGAGAGAGAGAGAACUCUAGCAGUCAGAUCUCGGCUGUGGUGAGGACACCCAGGAGAAGUGCAUUCCUGAGGUAACAAGCAAGGAGAAGGCAGCAAGAUAGAGCAGAAGAGUCACGGCAUCCUUUAAAAUCUCACCGCCACGACCACGUCUGACCUCCGCUGGACUUGCACGCUCCUCUCACACACAUAAACGCAGUCACACUCGCUGCCUCACACACACGCACGCAGACACACACACACACCAGCGGCACAGCCGGCUCUGCUGUUCCGUCAGAAGUAAAGGAUUUCACAGAACGAGGAAAAGAUACGGAGAGAGGCAAACAGACGGAGGAGAUAAAGACACCGAAGAGAAGGAUAAGAUCCUCUCACUCGAGUCAGUGCCAUGCAGUGUUGAGUUGAGUCAACCCAAGCUAAAGUGAUCUGUUCUGAAGUCCCUCUUACCGUUCACCUCAUCCUGCCUGGUCCCAGAUGGAGCUCAAAGUUUGGGUGGACGGAGUGGUGCGGGUUGUAUGCGGCCUUUCUGAAGAGACGUCCUGCCAGGAUGUAGUCAUUGCCCUGGCCCAGGCCAUUGGUCAAACAGGUCGUUAUGUUCUGAUCCAGCGUCUUAGGGAUACAGAGAGGCAGCUGUUGGCCACAGAGAAACCUCUGGAGUCCCUGGCUAAGUUAGGCCAACAUGGGAAUGAAGUUCAAUUCUUCUUACGCCGUACUGGCCCUAGCAGCAGCGACGGACCCAGCCCAAAACAAGACAGACCAUCUCCCCUCCCACUGCCCAAGCAUCCUGAGCCAGAGCCUUCAAAACGCAGCCAGCCUAAGAAAGCACUAACCUUUAACCUGGGGCCAUCCACCUCUCCUAGAACCAAAGAGAAACUGUUUAAGAGGUCUCCUCGGGAUUCUCCAGAGCACAGAGCCUCCCCCUCCCCUUCUUCAAGUCCAGUACCCACUCAUGUGCCAUCUCCCUCUCCCUCACCACCUAUAGGACCAUCCAAAGAGGAGGUCUUUAGGAAGGUUCUUCAGCAACAGGAGAGACUGAGGGCUUUUGAGGCCCAACUAGAAGCCUUAGAGAGGGAGUCACAUACCUGGGAGCGUUCCUACCCAUCUCCAUGUCCUUCACCAGUCUCUGACGCUCGCUUGCAGGAAGAGAUGGACGCUAUGGAGCAAGCGGUGCGGAGGAACCAAGCUGAGCUUGCCCAUGAGCAAUACUGGGAGGAGGAAUUUCAGGCAGAGGUGGAGAAGGAGCGAGGAAUGAGGAAAAAGCUUGGGGAUCUCCAUGCCAAGCUAGACGACUGUGGACGGCGGCUUCACGAGUUCUCUGUUCGCUCUGCUCAGCUGGAGCAAGAGAUCCAGCGGGAAAGUCAGGCAGAAAGGAAAGCCAGCAGACCAGAGGAGUCCCUCGAUGCUGUGAAGGCAGAGCUCCAGAGCCGGGACAGUCACGGGAAAGACCUGGAGGAGCAGCUAUCUGAGACUGACAAGGCUCUGGGGAAGGCAGAGUCUCUGCUGCAGGCCAAACAGGAGGAGCUGGAGGAGUUGAAUAAGGAGCUGAGGCAGUGCAACCUGCAGCAGUUCAUUCAACAAACAGGUGUCCUGCCAGCACACACACACUCACGCACAGAGCUUCAGGAGCAGUUGGAGCAGUUAGAGUUGGCACAUCUCCUGCAGGAUGGAUAUAGUAAUGGAGGCCACAGUGUAACUCUAUUGGAAUCACCGCCUCGCCCGACUGCCAAACAGUUCCUGGGACAUCCACGCAACCUGCAAAACCCUCUAGUGUCCAGUCUCAACCCUGAGGUCCUGACAUCCAGAGAGUCGUCAUGGAGAUAAAACAUGGACCACAGGGCCAAGGGAAACUUGUUCACUGUUCUGUCACCGUCACCUCCUAUUUAACCCCCUUUCUUUGUAACUCUUGUCAUUAUUUAAUCUAUCAUGAUGAUAUACAUACUGUAUAUACAUAAGACAAAUAUAUUUACAGAGUUUUGCUACUGUAAACACUGCAAGGUAUCUGUAUGAAAUGUAAAAUAAUCUAGAAACCUUUUACCUAGAGCAAUUAUUACUAUGACUAUGUAUUUAAAUAUAAUAAAAAUGUGCAUUGUGUUUUAGAUAAUUCUUUGUUGAGUGAUUGUUUUUCAUAAUACUAUUUAUGGCCUAAUGAUACUAUAAAUUGUCCUUGUAAUUACACAGUGGGAGAAGAGGUGCAGCACAUCUGGAAUACAGUAAAUAAUUAACACACCAGUGUACACUUUCUAAAAAUUACAGUGCCAUGAAGCUCCUAUGUGAAAUGCAAUAUGAAUAUAUUAUAGCCACUGAAAUAUGCAUGCUCCCUCCACUGCUUGUGGAACAACAAGCCCUAUGAUGCACUAUCAUUUCUGAGCAUUUUAGAGCUGAUAUUCACAGGUGGCUGAUUGCGGUGGAAAUGUAGCAAACAUGUGGACAUCACGCAACUGCUAUUACGGAUGAUGUAACGCAGCAUAUCUACAAGCAAUCCCCUUAGUUGUAAAUGCACCUUGUCGACAGUUUUAAAGUUCUUUGUGUGUUCACGUUAUCAGAAUAAUGAAUCACCUCUUUGUCUUACCACCAGAGGACAUCUGAUUGUAGAAAAUUGUGGACUUCCUCCCUCUGAAUCCAUGUGUGCUCUGUCUAUCUUUGAAUUAGACAACAAAACAAACGAUUGUUUUGUUAUAUUCUGUCAUUUGUGAUUUAAAAAAAAAAUCCUCUUGUCAUGAUAGGAUAAACACUCAGUUGCACCACUAAGGGCUUCUAUGCAACACUUUUGUCCUCCACCCCUUUCCUGUUUGUUUACCCGAGAGAGUAAAUAUCCUGGCUGCUGCACACAGUGACUUGAGCUUUCCUGCUGCUCUGGCUAACCCCUGACUGAAACCCUGUGGAUUUCUAUAAAUACUCUCAUCUACUGACACUUGCCAUGUACACUCCGAAGCACGUAUGGUUACACAUACUCUUUUUCCAUGUCCAUAUAUACAUGAAUGGAUAUCAGAAACUUUCUCAACACAUCAGAAAUAUAUUUAUACGUUUUUAAUCAAUCGCUUCCACUACAUGCCAGUGUUGUUCAUUCCGGACCAUGUGUUUACAAGUAAGCUGAUAGAUAUGAUUAAUUAUGUAGAAUUGGAUUUAACUGAGAAGAUUUAGAGCUGUCUGGCUUGGCAGGGGUUAGAUAAGCUCCAAAUCCUUGUUUAGUUCCCACUGUCUGGACAAGCCCACAGCAUGGUGCAACGCUAACACCUUCCUGUGGACAUAAAG